UGACCUUGCCCCUGGCACGCUCCGCGCACGCGCAGGCCGCACAGGCCGCGGCUGGGCCCAUGGCGUCCGAGCGGCUCCCGAGCCGGCCAGCCUGCCUCCUCGUGGCCAGCGGCGCUGCGGAAGGCGUGUCGGCCCAGUCCUUCGUCCACUGCUUCACACUGGCCAGCGCCGCCUUCAAUCUGCAGGUGGCCACCCCCGGGGGGAAGACCAUGGACUUCGUCGACGUGAACGAGAGCAAUGCGCGCUGGGUGCAGGACUUCCGCCUCAAGGCCUACGCCAGCCCCGCCAAGCUCGAGUCCAUCGACGGUGCCCGGUACCACGCCCUCCUGAUUCCCAGCUGUCCUGGGGCCCUGGCUGACCUGGCCAGCAGUGGGUCCCUGGCUCGCAUCCUGCAGCACUUCCGCUCCGAGAGCAAGCCCAUCUGUGCUGUGGGCCACGGCGUUGCCGCCCUCUGCUGUGCCACGAACGAGGACAGGUCCUGGGUGUUCCAAGGCUACAGCGUCACGGGGCCUUCCGUGUACGAGCUCGUCCGGGCACCCGGCUUCGCCCACCUGCCCCUGGUCGUGGAGGACUUCGUGAAGGACGCGGGGGCCUGCUUCAGUGUGCACGGUUUCAAACGUGAUGGCGACCCCGUGUUAAGGCCAGGAUGGACCUUGGGGUGGAUGCCGCAGUGUCACCACGUCCCUUCUGACGCUGAGAGAAAUGCUUUUAAUUGUGGAUACGACUCACGGCCCUGCCCAGGUGGCCUCGGGUCCUGACGGCCGAGCCUGGUUUUGCAGCGGCUCUGCCUGUUUCAAGGUGGACGCAACGGAGCCGAGUUCCACUUGGAAGGAGGCCUUGAGCGUGGCUGGCUAGGCUGGGUUGGCAGGGGCGGCGGACAGUCCUGCGGAUGCCAGGUGGCUGUCCAGCCAGCCGAGUCCCAGCGCAGCCUGGUCGCUCUCCAGCUUCCCCAGGGCACCUGUCCUGGCCUGUGGCCCUUGGCUGGGGCCUCCUGGAGCUGCUCUGGUCCCGUGUGUGUCACCAUCCUUGUCUCAGCCUGACCAGCUCUGCCACAUCCAACCCUUCAGAACAAAGGAGGAGGAAGCAGGGCGCCCCGAGUCGGAGGCGGUGCUCCCACGUGCUCCUUUCUGACCGGUAUCUCCCGGUGUCAGGGCCCCUGCCACCUGCUGGCCUGCUUUGUGCACGUGGCGCCUGGGCAGCCCCAUCGGUCGCCCGUGUUUGCAGUCGUCACAUCACGGAGUCAUGGACGUCUCUGGACAAAAAGUUUUUUUCAAAUGAUGACGCCUUCUGACUGUGCAGACCAAGACCCAGGCGGGCUCUGCGGGGGCCUCUCCACAGCCCUGCUCCGUGGCGGCUGACGCCGAGUCUGCCCCACUGGCUGGGCCUGGGUAUGCCAGGUCCAGGGCACUGGGGUGGCCGCCGGGUGGGUGCAGGUGCCUGUGCUCCCGGGGGUUCUCCACAUGCCCCGGGUGUUGAAAAUAGACGCUGAGGUUUAUCCAAGAGAGAGACCUACAACUCCACAAAAACAGUGCGUGAACAUCCGUGGUGUUUUUCGCGAUAAGUUGUAGCUUCCAUAAAAGGAGUAUUCUUACUACUGGACAAUAUUAAUGUCCGUGUGGUGGAUCCUUGGAAACAUCAUGCUCAGCAAAGGAAACCAGACAUAUGAAAAACCCAAAACUAAAAAAAAAACAAAACAAAACAAAAAAAAAAACCCAAAACUUCAGAGUGGAUCGGUCAUUUAUGGCUGGGGGUGGGGGCAGAGCGAGGGACAAGCGUGUUCUAAGGCGCUGGCCGCACAGGGCCACCUGCGGACAGGUGGGCUUCACGUCCGUCACUGGCAUCCACCGUCUCCAUCCUGAGGCCCCAGGCCAGGCAAGACGGGGAGCUGAGACCUCCAAGUCCUAGGACACAGGCCUUUGAGCAGCUCAGGGGGAGGGGGCCGCAGGAAGCCUUAGCCCCCCGACCCAACCUGGCCAGGCAGCUGGGGGGCUGGGGGCGAGAAGCCCUGCCCACCUCAGCAGGUCCCUGUGCUGUGGCACCCACCCCCACCCAACCCAAGGCCAGCCCCUCAGCACCAGGGUGGGUGGGGCAGCCUGGGCAGGCUAGGUGGCCCGAGGGGUGUGGCCCAGGGUGGCGCCUGUCCCCGGAGUCCUACCUGUUCAGCACUGCCCCUGCCUUUGGGGAGGGUUGCAGCUCCAGAACCACAAGUCCCAGCUACCUGCUCCAGCCCCAGCAGACGGGGGUUCCAGGAGCCCCACUCACUUGCAGGGAGUCAUGGGGAACAAGCCCAGCCCAGCAGGGGCCCCCAGGGUGGGGGUGGGGGGCACAGGGGCUCCCCGUUGACCCUCAGCCAGACCCAGGGCAGCGUCCCACAGGCCUGUGCUGACAGCUGGCUCCACUGGCGCAGACCUGGAGGGCCAGCCGGGGCUCCUUCCCCCCACCUCGUGCUCCCAGGCAGUCUCACCCAGACCCUGCGUCCCCCCCACCCCACAGCUUCGCUGUUCCAGGAACAGAGGCUGGUCCCAGGGGAGAGGAAGGCGCUCCCCUGGGGACCACCCAUCACCGCCCCCCACCAACCCCUUCCCAGUGCAGCACACCUGUCGCUUGAAAAAUCCAGAGGCUGCAAGUAAAGUACUUGUCUCCACAAGCUGGGCCCUGCCUCUGCUCGGGGUUUGAGGUUUGGAAGCCCUGCUCAGCACACGCUACGCUGUUCCCACAAGGUGGCGCCAUCGCCCCACAGGAAGCCGGGGCCUGUGGAAGGUCGCGGCCGUGCCUCCGCCCGGGGGCAGCGUGGAGACGCGUGGGGGGAGGCCCUGACGCGGCGGCUCCGCUCCCGCACAGCUCCAGAGGGCCCCUGGCGCCCUCUCACCCAACUCCGCCAAGCACAGCCCACAAGCCCCGGGCCGCAGACGCACAGGAAGUGCUCAGGCAGGUCCCCGCCUUCUGCGUCAAGGCU
This is a messenger RNA of Physeter macrocephalus (sperm whale), 2956 nucleotides long. It is a transcript of the gene GATD1, whose product is annotated as glutamine amidotransferase class 1 domain containing 1. The transcript is spliced from 7 exons. Gene Ontology annotation, cellular component: cytoplasm. The record is from RefSeq and is a predicted model, not a curated record. NCBI's taxonomy places the organism in Eukaryota, Metazoa, Chordata, Mammalia, Artiodactyla, Physeteridae. Gene Ontology annotation, molecular function: glyoxalase III activity. Bases 60 to 758 code for a protein of 232 amino acids.